Molecule: messenger RNA, 884 nt
Organism: Archocentrus centrarchus (flier cichlid)
Lineage: Eukaryota; Metazoa; Chordata; Actinopteri; Cichliformes; Cichlidae
Product: myoglobin-like
Exons: 4
Coding region: 145-588 (147 amino acids)
Biological process (GO): oxygen transport
Cellular component (GO): extracellular exosome
Molecular function (GO): heme binding; oxygen binding
Source: RefSeq, a predicted model, not a curated record
GGGAGGGGGGGAGGAAAAAAACUUGGUGACAGGACAGAGGGAGGGAGUAUAAAAGUCAGAUCCAGGGGGUUAGGCAGGAUAAGAGGAAUCUGGUAUUAUUGUACAGGAUAUUUUACAACCUUGCAGGCUGUGUCUCCUGAGAUCAUGGGUGACUUUGAUGCUGUUCUGAAGCACUGGGGUCCAGUGGAAGCAGACUACAACGCCUUUGGGAGCCUGGUUCUGACCCGUUUAUUCACAGAGCACCCAGAGACCCAGAAGCUGUUCCCCAAGUUUGUUGGCAUCCCUCAGGGUGAGCUGGCCAGUAAUGCAGCUGUUGCUGACCAUGGUGCCACUGUGCUAAAGAAACUGGGUGAACUACUGAAGGCCAAAGGCAACCAUGCUGCCAUUCUCAAACCUCUGGCCAACAGCCAUGCAAACAAGCACAAGAUCCCAAUUAAUAACUUCAAGCUGAUCUCUGAGAUUGUUGUUAAAGUCCUGGCAGAAAAGGCUGGACUUGAUGGUGCUGGACAACAGGGCUUGAGGAAUGUGAUGGCCAAGGUCAUUGCUGACCUUGAGGCCAACUACAAAGAGCUGGGCUUCACAGGAUGAGACUGACAUCCUACUAGUCAUACAGAGCUGAAGACAUGAAAAAUAUCCACGUGCAAGUGAUUUUUAUAGGAAAAUGGAAAGCCUCAGCCAUCUGUAUGUUGUAUACUUCUUGCAAUCAGAUUAAGGGUAUUCAAGGUUGCUUGUACUGCAAGACUACUGUACUGCUUUAGACUCCUAGUCACUCAUUAACAGCUUCACGUUUCAGCUAAAUGAAAUUCUUGAUCAGCAUUCUUGAAGUUGGAGACUCAAUGUACUGAAAUCACUCAACAAUAAAAUUUUCUGCACUAAUUUGUCAA